AUGUACUAUCACCUGCUGGCGGCGAUCUGCUGCCUCCCAUUGGCCCGUCCCUUCGUCCUCGACGGCUCCGCCGAGUCCUACUCGCAGUUCAGGAAAUGGGGCGGCGGCACCAACAGCAGCCUCGAGUUCGAAUUCAAGACCGACCAGCCCAACGGUCUGCUGCUCUACACCGACGACGGCGGCACCUACGACUUCUUCGAGACCAAGCUGGUGGAGGGCGCGCUGCGGCUGCGCUACAACCUCGGCGGCGGCACGCAGAUCAUCACCGUCGGCAGGGACCUCAACGACGGCCAUUGGCACAAGGUGCACGUGCAGAGGCACGAGGACCGCACGGUGCUCACCGUCGACGGGGUGUCCCAGAUGAGGACCUCGCGUGGUAAGGAGUUCAACUUCGGGCGGUUCUCGACCAAUUCGGACGUCUUCGUCGGCGGCAUGCCGUUGUGGUACAACACCAAAUUGACUUUGUUAGCAUUGCCUAGCGUUAUUUUCGAACCGCGGUUCGUGGGCGCCGUGAGGAAUCUCAUUUAUCCCGACGUGGAGGGCGGCACGCCGAGGAGGCAGGAAACCAGGCCUAAGGACCACAGGUGCGACGGUCCCUUGGUAGCAGGGGUGCAGGGGGUGUGCCUGCCUCAGUCCAGGACAUUGCGAGGCAACAGCACGAGCGACGCCUGCGAAACGAGGGAUCCCUGUCAACACGGGGGCAUUUGCAUAUCGACUGACAGCGGACCCAUUUGCGAAUGUCGCAAUCCCGAUUACGAGGGAGAGUACUGCGAAAAAGACAAAGCCCCUUCAGAAGCCGUCUUCCGCGGCACGGAGUUCCUCUCCUACGAUUUGAGCCAAACCGGCGGAGAACCCAUUGUGAGCGCUCAAGAUUCCGUUACUUUUUACUUCAAAACCAGACAACCGAACGGCCUGCUCUUUUAUACCGGCGAUGGUAACGACUACUUGAAUGUAGCGAUCAAAGAUGGAAUCCUCAGCUUGACGAUGGGCCUAUCGAAUGGUAAACAAGAAAUGCAAAUCAAACCGAACAAAGUGCGUUUCGAUGACAAUCAAUGGCACAAAGUUAGCAUACAUAGGAGGAUACAAGAGAUAUCAGCCAUCACAGCAUUCUGUAGGUUGUCCGCUGUUGUCGAUGGCGUCUACGCCGAUCAUUCGCACAUAGCCGGAAAAUUCACGAUGCUUUCAUCGAGCAGAGUGUACGUGGGAGGAAGCAUCAACACGAGAGCACUUCCUGGAGCGAGAGUCCACAAUAACUUCGUGGGUUGCAUGAGAAAAGUGGAAUUCGUGGCCGAUACAUUGCGGUUGAAUCUAUUGGAAUUGGGAAGGUCGGGCAGCCAUCUAAUCCAAGUAGUGGGCCGACUAGACUACAAAUGUCCUGCGGGCGAGACUCACGAUCCGGUCACGUUCACCACCAGGGAAUCCCAUUUGAUCCUGCCGCCGUGGAGCGCCAAGAAAUCUGGAAACAUUUCUUUCAAGUUUCGCACGAACGAAGCCAAUGGAUUGAUACUUUUCAACGGUGGAAUUAGACCGCCUAGGGUGGAUUUAUUCGCUGUGGAAAUCUACAACGGGCACAUUUAUGUGCAUAUAGAUCUCGGUGCAGGCCCUUCGAAGCAGCGCGGGUCAAGAAGAAGAAUAGACGAUGGAAAUUGGCACGAAUUCACUUUCAGGCGCACAGGAAGAGAUUCCAGGAUCACAGUGGAUGGUUUGCAUACCGAUUUCAAGACAGUCGAGGGUUCUUCGAGCUUGGAGUUGGACGGUAACAUGUACGUAGGCGGACUGGGGCCCCCUUUCUCCGAAAUCCCCGUUCCCGCGGGACUCUGGACGGCGGUGCUCCAGCAAGGAUUCGUCGGAUGCUUCAAGGACCUCAUUAUGAACAACGAGGCGAUGGACGUCGCUAGUUACGCCAGGGAACAGGACUCAGGUUCCAUCAGGACCUUGUGCCACAACCAACCCCAGCAGUGCCCGUCGCAGCCGUGCCUGAACGGCGGCACCUGCACGGAGGGCUGGAACCGGUUCAUCUGCGACUGCACCAACACCCUCUUCAGCGGCCCCACCUGCGGCAAAGAGGCCCCCACGCUCAGCUUCAACGGCACCCAGCACAUGGAGAUCACCAUGGACGUCGAACAGGUCACCCAAACCGAAGACAUCGUCCUCAGAUUCCGGACGAGCAAACCGUUGGGUUUGUUGCUGAUCACCUCGACGGCGGAGACGGGCGAUAGAAUCGAACUGGCGGUGGCGGCCGGACGGAUCCGGCUCGCCUUGCGGCUGGGCGUCAGAGAGAAGAAGAAAGAGGACAGGGAGAAAGAUAAGAUCCUGCUGGCCGGCCAGAACGUCAACGACAACGAAUUCCACACGGUGAGGCUGUCCAGAAGGGGAUCGAAUUUGAAGUUGCAACUCGACGGCCAGUCGCCUAUUAGAGCCGAGAUACAAGGAAAAUACAUCGCCCUCCAAUGGCGUACAGUCCAUUUAGGCGGGCUGUAUCAUCUGGAGGAAGAGAUCAGCAUGUCGACGACGGUUCCGAACUUCAUAGGCGACAUUCAACAGUUUUACUUCAACAACAUUCCGUACAUAGAACUAGCGAAGGCCUUGAGCACCGAACAAUCCAUCGCAGGCUUUCCCAACAUCAAAAUCGCCGCUAAAUUCGUCAAACACGCCACCGAUAACCUGCACCGACCGGUCACCUUUCGUUCCAAACACACUUUCAUCGGCUUGCCGAUGCUUCGGGCCUAUUCCAGCAUACAUAUCGACUUCAUGUUCAAGACCAGAGAGCCUAACGGACUGAUUUUGUUCAACGGGGGCAAGAAGGAGGAUUUCGUGGCUGUGGAACUGGUAGACGGUCAUAUCAAUUACAUCGUCAACGUAGGAGAUGGUACUGUGACUUUAAGAGAUACACAUCGAACGCAUUUGAAUGACAAUCGCUGGCAUACUGUCGGGAUCAGACGCCCUUCGGUGAAACAACACACUCUUAUGGUUGACGAUGAUGUUGUGAUAGCUGCUAACUUAGGAACAGGUAACCUGGAACUGGACGGGAUAUUGUACUUGGGCGGGGUGUAUAAAGACUUGUACCCGUUGCUACCGCAAGAGGUGAUCAGGUCCACUCACGGUUUCGAAGGCUGCAUUGCAGGCUUGGACCUGAAUGGAGAAUCGCCGCACAUCGUGGAAGAUGCCGUUGUGCACAGCUCGCAAGUCGUGUCAGGUUGUGAAAGCCAGUCUGCGAAGUGCAGCCAUAAUGUUUGCGCCAACGCCGGGAUUUGCGUUCAACAGUGGACUUCUUAUACCUGCGACUGUGAUAUGACUUCCUUUACCGGACCUACUUGUUCUGAUGAAUCAGUCUCGUAUGAAUUCGGACCUAACAGAGGCAUCAUAAUUUAUACAUAUCCCGAAGAGAACAUGCCGGAGAUGCAAGAGGACACGGUCGCCUUAGGAGUGAUGACCACCAAAUCGGACGCGGUAUUGCUGCGAAUCGUUAGCGGCACUUCCAACGACUACAUCGAAAUGUAUAUUGUCGAGGGCAACGUUUUCGUGGUGUACAAUUUGGGUUCUAACGAUCUCCUACUCGGAGAAAUCUCCGUUAAAGUCAACGACAAUGCAUAUCACGUUAUCAGAUACCACCGGCAAGGACACAACGCUACGCUGCAAGUCGACGAUUACAACGUUCAAACCGUUCAUCCUCUAGGACAUCAAUUGCAAGUCUUCAACACCCAAUCCCAGAUCCAAAUAGGAGGGAAAUGGACGAAGAAAGGUAGAAUAGAACGACCGUUCGCCGGGAAGAUAUCCGGAGUGGUAGUUAACGGACUCAGAAUACUCGACUUGGCCGCUGAGAAAGAUUUACAUACCUCAGUACGCGGAGACGUGCAACUCACUCAGAUGGACAAGCACGAGCAUCUGCAAAAAAUGCAACAAACGCCGGCGUCCGGUUUCCCCGGUUUGGAAGACGAUUUGAUAUUCAGCGGAGCCGGUUCGGGUUGUAACAACGGCGACGACGAGGAUGAAUGUCCGCCUUUGCCGGAAACUGGUUCCGGAGACGACGAUCUAAUCACUCCGGUGUUUAUUCCACCUACAAGACCACCGCCUACGAAGAAACCGAAGAACGCAGUCGAAGGAGGAGACGAUAAGAAACCGUGCGACGACGAAGAUUGCUUCCAAGGUUCCGGUUCGGAAGAAACCACAGAGGAUUCGUCGACGAAAGUUACAGAUCAAACCGAAACCAUCCCGACGGAUAAUUCCAGUUAUCACACCACCGAAGGCGAAUCGUCGAUUCCAUCGCAUUCAACCGGUAGCGGAGUAACGAAUACAACAGCAUCAUCGACUAAAACUACAGACGAUGCAACUGCGACAACCAACGCGGAAUAUCACUCUACCAAAGUACACCACAACCACAGCCAUCAUUCGACGAGCGUUUUCACAACAUCAAUAGCAACCGACAUCAACACUUAUCCAACCCAACCGACCACCACAACGCAAAGGCUACCGCCUCACGUAAUACAUUCCCCGCCGGAGACGCCGCCGAUCAAACACCCUUACACGCCCAAAGACAACCGAGUCACCUCAGAAACGUCCGAAUUUAUCGCUUUAGUUAUAGGUAUAAUAGCGGGUGCCCUCAUAGCAGUCAUCCUCAUCAUCCUGGUGAUUCUGAAGUUCAAAUCGCGCGGCGACCGCUCCUACAAAGUGGAGGAGUCGAAGGGGUACCAGCAGGGCCCCAACGCCGCCCUGUUGGGCAGCUCGUCGAGCACCAACGGGCACCAUCAGUCGCAGUACCAGCUGAACGGGGCGCUGCGCAACGGCGACAAAUCCGCCCAAAUGGCGGCGCAGCAGAAGCAGAAGAAACGGGACAGCAAAGACAUUAAAGAGUGGUACGUGUAA
Molecule: messenger RNA, 4863 nt
Organism: Phyllotreta striolata
Lineage: Eukaryota; Metazoa; Arthropoda; Insecta; Coleoptera; Chrysomelidae
Source: the annotation of a GenBank genome assembly